AUGGAUCAUCAUCUUUAUAUGGUUUGUCUUCAGAGGUUUCGCCACCUCCACCCAGAUGUGACGCAUGAAGUAAAAGAAACUUUUGCAGUAACAAAUGCUGACUCUUGCUUUCCAUCUGAAGAACACGCUCCAGGAUUGAGACAGGCAUGUCUCGAAUUUCUUCCAGCGAUUCUGACUUUGACUAACCGUUUCCUAAAAAUUCUAGCAAUAACAUUAGAUGUAGAAGAAGACUUUUUCUUGAAACGUCACAAAAACCGACAAAAUGAAAAAGAGGGAUUGCUCAAACUGAUGUAUUAUCCUCCUGUGGAAGAAGAUGUCAGAGAUCCUCAUGUUGUUCGUUUUGGAGAGCAUACAGAUUUUGGAACCAUAACGUUCUUGUUCCAGGACAAUUCAGGAGGAAUGGAGGUGAGACAACAAAUAUACAUUUUUUAUAGAUUCUAUAUUUACUUUUUCGUUUAUAUUGAAGUUGAUUAA
Limulus polyphemus (Atlantic horseshoe crab) is the source of this 474-nucleotide messenger RNA. RefSeq names its product UPF0676 protein C1494.01-like. The coding region runs from base 1 to 474 and encodes 157 amino acids. The transcript is spliced from 3 exons. NCBI's taxonomy places the organism in Eukaryota, Metazoa, Arthropoda, Merostomata, Xiphosura, Limulidae. The record is from RefSeq and is a predicted model, not a curated record.